Messenger RNA from Drosophila obscura, 1205 nucleotides. RefSeq lists its product as uncharacterized. The record is from RefSeq and is a predicted model, not a curated record. The coding region runs from base 144 to 563 and encodes 139 amino acids. The transcript is spliced from 2 exons. Lineage: Eukaryota; Metazoa; Arthropoda; Insecta; Diptera; Drosophilidae.
CUAAGGCCCAAUACAAGGCGGCCCUCAAAAUCCGAAACCGGCUACAAGGCAAAGAGGACAUCUCCCAAGAGGAGAAGUCCAAACUAGCCUGGGCUGAGCAAAAGGUAUAAGAGGGGCGUCUUCACUAUGCGCAGCUGCCUCAGAUGAAGGAGAUGAUGGCCACCAAAAGGCAACGCUCGAUCGAGAGUGCCAAGGACACUCCGGCGUGCAAGCGGCAACGCGGGCCCAAGGUGGUUAUCCCUCAACUUACGACGAAAAAGCCCAAGCAGAAGCCCAAGUUGAGUGACAUGUGCAAGAGAAACCUCAUCGUGGCCCUGACCGACCGCAGCGAGGAAAAUGGGAAGAUGACGGCGGCGCAGUGGAAACAGGUCCACGCCCAGCUGGUGGAAUCCCUUUUCGCGCGAAUGGAGGACGCGCCGGACGCUCCCAUGCCCACCUUCGACGGUGCGGGAUGGCUGAACGGGGUGAAGAUCCUCAAGUGCAACGACGACCCGACGAGGAAGUGGCUGGUGCAAACGGCGCCCAAAUUGGAAGCUCUGUGGGAGGGGCCAAGCGGGAGGUAGUGGACAGGGAGAUGAUCCCGUCCAUCCCAAAGGCGAAGGUGCGAAGGGGACCGAGCACUGAAACUCCUCCAGAGGCAGAACACAGAUGUGCCAACGGCUGACUGGAGAAUCCUGCAUGUUGGUAUCCCAUUACCCAAUGAGGGGGGCCAGCACAUGAUCCUCCAGAUCAACAAGGAGGCAGAAGACAUCCUCUACCCGAGAUUCGGGAAGAUGGCAUGGGGCGUAGGCAGUGUUUACCUACGUCUCAAAAAGCGCCAUCCCGAAGACAAGGACGCGCAUACCCUGCAGGCAGGCGAGGUGGAAAAGGACCUAGGUCUGGAGUCCAUCGUGGAGGCCGCCCAGGAUCUUGCGCUGGACGACUCUGAUGCCGCAGAGGACGAGGACGGUUACCUGUUAUAUAGUUAACCCGUCGUGUGCAGUUGAGCCAGCCUCCCAUGACAUUGAGAGUGCUGCAGCUCAACUUGCAUAAAAGCAAGAUCGCGCCCCUCAUUGCCUUGGAGCAAGGGCCCGUCGACAUAGCUUUGGUCCAGGAGCCAUGGCUUGCCUCCGGCAUUGCUGUGGCCAGAUUAAAGUCCUCUAAUUACAAUCUUUUCCACCCACCAUCGCACUGAUGAUAGCAUCCUGCUACAUGGCACACGACAG